Messenger RNA from Dromiciops gliroides (monito del monte), 1585 nucleotides. RefSeq names its product RuvB like AAA ATPase 2 (gene RUVBL2). NCBI's taxonomy places the organism in Eukaryota, Metazoa, Chordata, Mammalia, Microbiotheria, Microbiotheriidae. Gene Ontology annotation, molecular function: ATP hydrolysis activity; ATP binding; DNA helicase activity. Gene Ontology annotation, biological process: box C/D snoRNP assembly; chromatin remodeling; regulation of transcription by RNA polymerase II. Gene Ontology annotation, cellular component: Ino80 complex; R2TP complex; NuA4 histone acetyltransferase complex. The record is from RefSeq and is a predicted model, not a curated record.
ACGAGCCGGAGGACCGCUUCAGCCUAGAGCAGCCUCGCGGCCACUGGGGAAAGGCGGGUUUAGGGGGUGCUUCCGCUUCCUGUCCAGCAGUGGAUGAACGGCGGUUGGAGUGCGACAUGGCAACCACGGCGGCGACCACCAAGGUUCCCGAGGUGCGGGACGUGACGCGAAUCGAGCGCAUUGGUGCUCACUCCCACAUCCGAGGCUUGGGGUUGGAUGAUGCUCUGGAGCCAAGACAGGUGUCCCAGGGAAUGGUGGGGCAGCUGGCUGCCCGGCGGGCUGCUGGCGUGGUGUUGGAGAUGAUCCGGGAGGGAAAGAUAGCUGGCCGGGCAGUGCUCAUUGCCGGGCAGCCUGGCACAGGAAAGACAGCCAUCGCCAUGGGUAAAUGGGAGAGGGCUGGCCAGGCCCUGGGACCCGACACACCUUUUCCUACCGCCAUCGCUGGCAGCGAAAUCUUCUCUUUGGAGAUGAGCAAGACAGAGGCCCUGACCCAGGCCUUCCGCAGGUCCAUUGGGGUCCGAAUAAAGGAAGAGACAGAAAUCAUCGAAGGGGUGGUGGAGAUCCAGAUUGACCGUCCUGCUACAGGCACCGGCUCCAAGGUGGGGAAGUUGACGCUGAAGACAACAGAGAUGGAGACUGUCUAUGACCUGGGCACAAAGAUGAUUGAGUCCCUCACCAAGGAGAAGGUCCAGGCAGGAGAUGUCAUCACCAUCGAUAAGGCCACGGGGAAGAUAUCGAAACUGGGACGUUCCUUUACGCGAGCCCGGGACUAUGAUGCCAUGGGCUCCCAGACCAAGUUUGUUCAGUGCCCAGAUGGGGAACUUCAGAAGAGAAAGGAGGUUGUGCAUACAGUGUCUCUCCAUGAGAUUGAUGUCAUCAACUCACGCACGCAAGGCUUCCUGGCCCUCUUCUCAGGUGACACGGGGGAGAUCAAGUCAGAGGUACGGGAGCAGAUCAACGCCAAGGUGGCUGAGUGGCGAGAGGAGGGCAAAGCGGAGAUCAUCCCAGGGGUGUUGUUCAUAGAUGAGGUCCACAUGCUUGACAUCGAGAGCUUCUCUUUCCUUAACCGGGCUCUGGAGAGUGACAUGGCCCCCGUGCUCAUCAUGGCCACCAACCGAGGCAUCACCAGAAUCCGGGGGACGAGCUACCAGAGCCCCCACGGGAUUCCCAUUGACCUGCUGGACCGGCUGCUCAUCGUCUCUACCACACCUUACAGUGAGAAGGACACAAAGCAGAUUCUCCGAAUUCGGUGUGAGGAGGAAGAUGUGGAGAUGAGUGAAGACGCUUACACAGUUCUCACUCGAAUCGGGUUGGAGACCUCUCUGCGCUAUGCCAUCCAGCUCAUCACAGCCGCCAGCCUGGUGUGUCGGAAGCGAAAGGGCACUGAGGUACAGGUGGAUGAUAUAAAGCGGGUGUACUCUCUUUUCCUGGACGAAUCCCGAUCCACACAGUACAUGAAGGAGUACCAAGAUGCUUUUCUCUUUAACGAGCUGAAAGGCGAAACCAUGGACACAUCCUGAGCUUCCUCUCUGCUUUUCUGAGUUGUGAUCUUCUGACUUUGUAUAAAAUUGUUCUGGAAACUUCA